This is a messenger RNA of Phacochoerus africanus (Common warthog), 2255 nucleotides long. RefSeq names its product beta-transducin repeat containing E3 ubiquitin protein ligase (gene BTRC). The record is from RefSeq and is a predicted model, not a curated record. The coding region runs from base 113 to 1822 and encodes 569 amino acids. Gene Ontology annotation, molecular function: protein dimerization activity. The transcript is spliced from 13 exons. Lineage: Eukaryota; Metazoa; Chordata; Mammalia; Artiodactyla; Suidae.
UAAGAGGGCGGGGGGAAGGAAGAGGAGGCGGGAUCCCGGCGCUGCGUUGGCUGCGGCCUGGCAUCAAGGGGGCGGCCCCGGAGGAGUGCAGACCCAGUGGUCCCUGGCGAUUAUGGACCCGGCCGAAGCGGUGCUGCAGGAAAAAGCGCUCAAGUUUAUGAAUUCCUCAGAGAGAGAAGACUGUAAUAAUGGCGAACCCCCUAGGAAGAUAAUACCAGAGAAGAAUUCACUUAGACAGACUUACAACAGCUGUGCCAGACUCUGCUUAAAUCAAGAGACAGUAUGUCUAGCAAGCACUGCUAUGAAGACUGAAAACUGUGUGGCCAAAACAAAACUUGCCAAUGGCACUUCCAGUAUGAUUGUGCCCAAGCAACGGAAACUCUCAGCAAGCUAUGAGAAGGAAAAGGAACUGUGUGUCAAAUAUUUUGAGCAGUGGUCAGAGUCUGAUCAAGUGGAAUUUGUGGAACAUCUUAUAUCCCAAAUGUGUCAUUACCAACAUGGGCACAUAAACUCCUAUCUUAAACCUAUGUUGCAGAGGGAUUUCAUAACUGCCCUGCCAGCUCGGGGUUUGGAUCACAUUGCUGAGAACAUUCUGUCAUACCUGGAUGCCAAAUCACUAUGUGCUGCUGAACUUGUGUGCAAGGAAUGGUACCGAGUGACAUCUGAUGGAAUGCUAUGGAAGAAGCUCAUCGAGCGAAUGGUCAGGACAGAUUCUCUGUGGAGAGGCCUGGCAGAACGGAGAGGGUGGGGACAGUAUUUAUUCAAAAACAAACCUCCUGAUGGGAAUGCUCCUCCCAACUCUUUUUAUAGAGCACUUUAUCCUAAAAUUAUACAAGACAUUGAGACGAUAGAAUCUAAUUGGCGAUGUGGAAGACAUAGCUUACAGAGAAUCCACUGCCGAAGUGAAACAAGCAAAGGAGUCUACUGUUUACAGUAUGAUGAUCAGAAGAUAGUAAGUGGCCUUCGAGACAACACAAUCAAGAUCUGGGAUAAAAGCACAUUGGAAUGCAAGCGAAUUCUCACAGGCCACACAGGUUCUGUCCUGUGUCUCCAGUAUGAUGAGAGGGUGAUCAUAACUGGAUCGUCGGAUUCCACAGUCAGGGUGUGGGAUGUAAAUACAGGUGAAAUGCUAAACACAUUGAUUCACCAUUGUGAAGCUGUUCUGCACUUGCGUUUCAAUAAUGGCAUGAUGGUGACCUGCUCCAAAGACCGUUCCAUUGCGGUAUGGGAUAUGGCCUCCCCAACUGACAUCACCCUCCGGAGGGUACUUGUUGGACACCGAGCUGCAGUCAAUGUUGUGGACUUUGAUGACAAGUACAUCGUUUCUGCAUCUGGGGACAGGACUAUAAAGGUAUGGAACACAAGUACUUGUGAAUUUGUACGGACCUUAAAUGGACACAAACGUGGAAUUGCCUGUUUGCAGUACAGAGAUAGGCUGGUUGUGAGUGGCUCAUCUGACAACACUAUCAGAUUAUGGGACAUAGAAUGUGGUGCAUGCUUACGAGUAUUAGAAGGCCAUGAGGAAUUGGUGCGCUGUAUUCGAUUUGAUAAUAAGAGGAUAGUCAGUGGAGCCUAUGAUGGAAAAAUUAAAGUGUGGGAUCUUAUAGCUGCUUUGGAUCCCCGUGCUCCUGCAGGAACUCUCUGUCUUCGGACCCUUGUGGAGCAUUCUGGAAGAGUUUUCCGGCUCCAGUUUGAUGAAUUCCAGAUUGUCAGUAGUUCACAUGAUGACACAAUCCUCAUCUGGGACUUCCUAAAUGAUCCAGCUGCCCAAGCUGAACCCCCCCGCUCCCCUUCUCGAACAUACACCUAUAUCUCCAGAUAGAUAAUCAUACACUGACCUCAGACUUGCCCAGGUAUGAAAAAUAAUUGUUUACAUAGCACUGUGGGUGGAAGAUGAAGUAUUGACUAUACAGUACUGUGAGUUCAUGGAGCCUUCUCAUGCCCUUUCUAUCUCGAAGUCCUAUAAAGCAGGAAAAGCUGACAGCAGGAGACAGGGCUGGGGCUGCACACUGGUUGCCAACCUCAGUUCUUAGAUGAUUCUUGAACUAGAUCUAUAUGACCUUGUUUGUACAACUAAUAUUCCUGCCUGAGUAAUCUAAUAGGGUUGUUAAGAAAUUUAAAAUGAGAUUUGAAUCUUCAGCUUUGUAAUUUCCAGGUUAAACUCCUGCCUAUAAUGGUGACCCUUUAACCGAAGUAGAUAUUCAAAUGUGAAUGGAAAAAUCUCCUGAUGAAAUAUCAUGCUGACUUCCCACAAC